Puccinia graminis f. sp. tritici CRL 75-36-700-3 is the source of this 264-nucleotide messenger RNA. RefSeq lists its product as uncharacterized. Bases 1 to 264 code for a protein of 87 amino acids. The record is from RefSeq and is a predicted model, not a curated record. Lineage: Eukaryota; Fungi; Basidiomycota; Pucciniomycetes; Pucciniales; Pucciniaceae. The transcript has a single exon.
AUGUCAUCGGCGCGGCAAAGACAGCGGAGGAGGGAUCCCCCCUGGGACCUAGACGGUGUCAACCAAGGCCCCUCCAGCAACGACAUAUUACUACACUGGAUAACAACCGGUGACAACUACCGUCGAUGGGACAGUACAACCUUUGAGCCAACGGAACGACUGAUGAUAUGCGAGGAAAUAGUUGGGGUGAUGCAGAUGGAGGGGAUAGCACAUCAACAAGCCAGGGGUAGGAUACAACAAUAUUUAUAUUCUCGUCUGCUAUAA